Messenger RNA from Spirometra erinaceieuropaei, 19175 nucleotides. The record is from the annotation of a GenBank genome assembly. NCBI's taxonomy places the organism in Eukaryota, Metazoa, Platyhelminthes, Cestoda, Diphyllobothriidea, Diphyllobothriidae.
AUGCAGGAACCAUACCCCGUGAAGCUGUGGUGGAAAUGCGGUGGGGUACCGAAUCUGCAAAACCAACGUGUCGCAUACCUGGAAGAGGCCGCAAAGCAAUACUACAUGGCACGGACUGCGGGCAGAGACUUUCAGGAUCGGAUGCUGGAGCAACACGUUCCGCCGAGUUCUAUUCUCACGCAUGAUAAGUACAAGAACCUGCUCCGCAUGGUCCUCGAGGAACCAGAUGAAGGCCUAGGAAGUCAGAUUAUGAUGCGUAUGAACUGUGAACUUUUUAACGAUCUGGAAUGGGCACAAGAAGAGUUUGAAAACACUCUGUCUCGGAGCACUGCCGGUGUUCGAGGAAUUCUGGAUACCAUCUAUCGGUGAGUUGGACGAGUUGGCUGCCGGCAGGCUGAAGGUUUAGUUUUGCACGCCGGGAUCGGCAACACUGAGAAAUCCAUGACAGAGACGCUAAGUGUGAAGGCGAGAUACGCAUUUCACGCUAGGCAAACCCCAUUUUGUAAGGGGUUUAACAGCAGCGUUCAAUAAGCCAGUACGGGUCUACCUGCACACAGAGACAGAUUAAAUAGUCAUCCUUCAUCGUCCCCUCCGUUGUUAAAUCACCAAAAGGGGACAGUUUGGGUGUCUUCUCUGGUGCUACAAGAUCGGACAGCAUGUUAAGCCAUCGAUAUUUUGGUUAAAUGAAUGUCCCUCCGAGAACCUGUCGGAACCAUCAUCAUUCAUGUUGGCACGAUAAUUACUCGGCAGUUUGGCACUGACACUGGUGCGGGUGGACGCUGUUUCUAGUGCUUUAUAUCAAGGCCACAUUCCGAGGUGACCUAAUCGCAAUUAGGGAUCCCUCACUUUGGCAGUUCGACCGAUGUUGCCGACGAUGUCAACGGCGUGCUCCAAAUCAAUGUGGAAACAGACACGUUGACUUGCACGCGAAUUAGUUUCUGGUGAGGUUGGACUUGCGCAGCGUCUUCCGCACCUGAGCCCGGUGUCAAGGCAAUUGAAAAAGAGGUGACUGACGCGGUCGGGGCCGCCCCUUGAGGUGCCGCCACACUCGGAUCGGGUCCAACUAGGCGGGAGUGUCAGAAAGACACGUACAGUAGGUGGGCUAACUCAUGAAAUCUCAACAGAAAUUUCGAAAUGCGCUUUCGUUUCGGAAAGAUUAAUUAACUAGGGUUCUAAAAUCAAUCAUCGUGCAGCAUAAUUCUAUUAUAAUUCAGUUACUUCGAAAUUUCGGCUUUCGAACAAACUUCUUUCCGGCUGCAAGUAAAAACCAUACUCCGUAAAAAAUGACUACUUAGGUAGCAUGCAUUUUUUCAUUGAUUUUCGAUGCCCUUAAUGAUUCAAUUACAUUUCAUAGAAAACAUGCAUAAAAAUAUUCAUUCUUUUGCUCAUUCAGAAGAAAAUUACAUCUUCUUUUAAUUUUACACUCGAAGGAAGGGUAUAAUUCGGUUCUAAAAACUUUUCCAAUUCCCGAAAAAUUUUGAAUACGACCUGCCGUUACACUCGCAUUCAGGGUUUCCAAACUACAAGCCAUAUAUUUUCCGUGUACGCAAAGCCAUACAUUUAUCUACCGUAUUAAAAGUAGACCACAUGGUGUUCAUAAAAUGAAGCAGUGGAUUUGAGCCACAUUGUUAACUUUACAAGUCACAUUGGUAAAUGCAGAAACAUGACGUUUUAUGAAGGACCAUUUCACGGUAUUAAAGAAUCUCACAAUUAACAACUUUUUAAAAACCGAAUUAUAACCUUCGUUCGAGUCAAAAACUAAAAGAAAGUUAGUCCACCUACUGUAGGUGUAACGUACGUCCUAGAUGCCUGAACCGGAUAGCUCUAAGCACGAUAAAAAAAACUAGGCUUUGGACCAGUCACGAAAUGCAAAGGCAGUGGUUUUCAGUCCAGCACGCACGGCGCCACACGUGCAAGAAUCAGUACGAAGGAGGGAACCAAUCGCUGCAAGCACUGCUGUCGUAGCGGAUGCCGGAUAGGUGGGGCCUUGUCUUCUCCAACAAAGUGUCCAGGACCGAGUCUCGUCCGGUCAAUUUUUCCCUGAUGACGCCCACCAAUGGGAUAUCUCCUGAUGCCGAAUCAGUUCUGGCCGAAACCUCCGUUCAAGGCGACCGCAACAUCGCAGGAAGCUUACCUUGCUGUUCUAGGAGGUGUGGCGUUAAUGCAAGUUUUGUAAUUUUCUAGGUUGUUGAAAACGAAAAAGCAGUCGGAAAAACCGAGAUAGUUACUUCGGAACUUUUUCCCUUUGUAUUACCGGUAAGAUCUUUGGCCGAGUGUUAUUCGAUCACUCGAGCAUCUCAAGUAACUAAUUUCAUAAUCAACCCACGGACUGGUCACGGUCCUGGCCUACUUUUUAAUUUAAUUAUAAUGAGAAACGUCCAAUUCCCCCAUCAUUAGACUGACCUCUUGACUUUAUCUUGGCCCAGAUGGGUAGGAGGAGGGGGUGGGGUAGAUGCUGCGCAAGUCUACUACAAUUAGAUACUAAUUCGCCUACUACUACGCCUGCCACACACGACCUGGUAUCAUACUCCACACGUAUCAGAAUGCUUUCAGGGAACUGUCUCUGACCUCACACAAGUGAAACAGUGAUGGCCAGCGCAUUGACAGGGCGACAGCGCAGUCUGACUGUGGGCCCUUUCGUUUGUAAUCUUGCGCAUCACGACUGCUAGCGGGUCAUGACAGUUAAACAAAGCACAGCACGAAUAUCUCUGACUUUGUUUUUUUAGACUUCCGACCAACCAUUUUCAAGAUGAAGGUGCUGAUUAUGUAUCGACAGGUGCCAACUGAGGACUAAAACUGACUUCUAGUAAGGGUCAAUAGAACCCUACACAAAUUCGGGAGAAAUUUGCGUACCACUGGAAUACCAUCUCAUGGAACAUCAUGAUCGAAUAGUAAACUAAGAUUCGGGUCUCUAAAACCAGUCAGACCUUCGGAAGGCAUAAAUACUCAUUUUGGGAUAGCUGCGGCAUCCGACUAAAUGCGAAACCGAUGAUGUCCGAGGCCUUAGGGGCGGAGACGGAGACAGUGUGCGAAAGCCAGUCAAGGAAUCUAACCCGCUUUCAACUCAGUUUCCUUCGAAGUACACGGAAAGUAAAAUGCAGGAAGAGGAUCUGGAAAGAACGGGUGUCGAAGUAAGAUAAUGGACAACGAGGAGCUCUGUCACUGAAUCACGAGGCCGUUAGCUUGUCGCUUGCAAUCAGACAUAUAGAAUGGCAGUAGAGCGCUUAUGAAUCGCGUUACGGAAGUCGGCCAUCCCGUCGUGCCCCGCCAACAGCUGCGCAGCAGCGCGUAACAAAGGCAGGAUGGCAUCACCGACAAAGACGAGGGAGACCAGAAUAACUAUAUCUCGCAUAUUUGUCGUCGUCAGCCAGUCAUACACAACCCCGAGGCGUGGAGCACCUGGGGCUGAAUUCCGCGACCUGUUGAUCAGAAGUCCAUCGCCCCUAACCGCUGGGUAUGGCUGGCUGACGACGGCAAAUAAGUCAGAAACGGUCAUUCCAGCUCCCUGUCUUUGUCGAUAAUACUGUUCUGUCAGUAUUUGUUUCAGCAAGCUGAGCGCUAGUAUUCGUUUAUACUAGCCACAAUGCGAGAGGUGUGCAUGCGCCUCAGUCAUGUCCGCCUCCGGCCAGUCAUUGACGAACAAAAUAUCGAUCGGCGUCACGGUGUCGGCAAACCGAGAACUGGUCUCGACGCGACGCAAGUAACGAAUUAAAAAAGGAGGAGGGGCUCCAGUAGCUGUCGCCACGCCCAGUAGAAUGCCAUAUUGGCGUGCUCCGCAUCUACACUAUGCCGAGCCCGAACCAACCGCGACUGAAGGGCCUCGUCGCAACUAUCGACCGCCGAAGUGGACAAAGAUGCCUCCUAGACUCGCCCAGGUCGACGAACAGACCUGGCGAAGUUUAACACAGGACUGAUAGGCUCGCUGAACAGCCGCAAAACUGGGGUGGCAGUUUUAGAUGCCAGGUGAAUGCAGGAGGCCAAGGCGAUGUGGUGGGCGUGGAAGACUCGAAUGCAGCGGACCACUGUCGCCAACACCCAGCCUCUGCCAGCAUUUCCGCAUUGCCAACCAACAUUCAGAGCACGACUUGACCUUUUUGGACAUCUCCAGAUUCACUGCAAUCUCAACAUGUCAGUUUCACCUCCAGCCCACCUUCACCACUAAAGUCCUCACGGAGGACACUCCUUUGAUCCGUCCUCACAGUAAUGCCGUCUUUCGGUCCCGGUCUCUCUGUGGGGAGUGUUGCAUAGCGACCAGUAGUUAAUAAUACGCAAGUAUUACGGACGGAGACAAGGAAGGCUGUAGUAAGCCUUAUGGACUUGGUCUCUGUCGUCAUCUGGCCUGGGUAGAUCAGGGACGAGAAUCGGGAUCCAGUUGGCAUUUGAGCUAGGUACUCUACUAUCGGCUCUCUCAGGCAGGAUCUGACAACGAAUUCAAAGUUUAACUUAAAGCUCACUUAGGUUCCUUCUGAUUUGCAUAGUGCAAAUGAAACCUGUAGGUCACGGAAGUUUUUGAAAGAUCCUACAGCCCACUUCGUCGCCGCAUCUUCUAGAUGAUGUCUGUCAACGCUCCCCAUCAAGUGCUGAGCAAGGCGUUUGAUUGGUCAGAACAGUAAGUAGAGUCCCACACGAUAAUGCCCUAAAAAAAAGUUUCAACAUAAAACUGGAUCCUCCGAUGAGACCAUAUUUCAACUACUGUUGCGUAUCUCGACACUACCCAGUACCCCUAAGCAUACUGAACUAAUGGUAAAGGGGCGCUCACCGAUCGUGCUACGGAUAUCAUUCGUCCCGUUGUACCUUGGGGCUCCCUCUCGAGCUGGCGACGGCUAAUAAGCCAGAAGUGCCCAUUUCAGUCUUUCGUGUCUUUGUCGGCAAUGCUUGCUUGCCUAUAUUACGCGCCACUGUGUGGCUGCUGGUGGGGCUAGAGAGAGAGCGCCAGUGCGCAACGGGAGGAGUGAGUUUCAUAACGCGAUCCGUGAGCGCCCAUCUACCAUCGUGAAUAUACCCGAUCGCAACCGACAGGACAACAAGCCCGUGGCUCAGUGGUUAGAGGCGUUGGACUUGUAACCAACAGAUCGCAGGAUCGAGCCCCAGGUGCUCCACACUUCAAAUUGGGUGUGACUGGCUGACGACGGCUAAUAAGCCAGAAAUGGCCAUUUCAGUCUCCCUUGUUUUUGUCAGCAAUAUUAGUCUGCGUACUGAAUUAAUUUGAGAAGGACUGUUGGUUGCAAGCUGUCGCACAUUAUGAACAGUCGAAAAUUGAAAUUUAUAUUCCGCUUUCCCGUGUACACCUUCACCAUAUGAUCAAUAAUUCAACCUUCUCUCGACCGUAAAACCUUUUGGUUGUCUUUACAUGCCCAAUCGCAACGUGUUGCCCCCCCUCUCCCCCCCAUAGGAUGGGUUUGUGCAUCCGAGGAAUUGACAAGCACCUCAUCUGUCUGUCGGUUGCAAGCUGUCGCACAUUACUGACAGUCGAAAAUUGAAAUUUAUGCAGAAUGACAUUACCGAUAAAGACAAGGGAGACUGGAAUGGCCAUUUCUGGCUUAUUGGCUGUCGUCAGCCAUGCAUACCCAACCCCGAAGUGUGGAACACCCGAGGCUCGAACUCGCGACCUGUUAGUUAGAAGCCCACGCCUCUAACACACUUCGGGGUUGGGUAUGACUGGCUGACGACGGCUAAUAAGCCAGAAAUGGCCGUUCCAGUCUCCCUUGUCUUUGUCGGUAAGGCCAUUCUGCCUAUAUCAUGCGCCGCUGUGCGGCUGCUGGUUGGGUUCGAGAGAGAGUCCAUAAGGCACAACGGAACGAGUGAGUUCCGUAAUAACGAUCGGUGAGCGCCCCCUACCAUUAUUGAAAUUUAUAUUCCGCUUUCCCGUGUACACCUUCACUAUAUGAUCAAUAAUUCAACCUUCUCUCGACCGUAAAACCUUUUUGCUGUCUUUACAUGCCCAACCGCAACGUGUUGCACCCCUCUCCCCCUAUAGGAUGGGUUUGUGCAUCCGAGGAAUUGACAAGCACCUCAACUGUCCGGAUGUCUGCCGUGCUCGUGGGCCGAAGUUUUGUGCUAAUGCAACCCACUCCCUUAAAAUCUGCGGAACAAUUACUCCUGAUGAGCUGUCCCGAUAUUCAUCAGAAAAGGAGCCAGACGAUGCGACGAAGUUGUCGGAUGAAUUCAAGAAGUGGCAUGCAGCAAUUCCGAUGUCCAAACGCUUCCCCCUGGAAUUUUUUGAACGAUUUGUUGAAAAUAAAGUCUUUUUUAAGAAUGUCUUUGAAGCCCAACUGCAGGCCGCCCAAAUACCCUUCUGUAUCUGCGAGAACUUCUUUAAGGUAAGCAGCCCUCUUCUGAGAUCGCUUAUUUGAAAAACAAAUUGUGGUUUUUUGUGUUUGCGGGUGAACCUCUCGCAGCAGUUGUAGUAAUAGCCAGACACUAUCCACUACGACACUUAGGCCUGGUCCCGGAAAAGGGGGUGAGAUAGACACUAAUGGAGAGGGAGGAGGGAGUUCUGUCCGCAGUACAGAACGGAUGACAUAUAAGCUGCAGAAGCAAGUUGACACUCUUACGUCCAAUGAGUGUCGGGCGCUAGCUGUGGCGGGUGCCCGAGUGUCUCAAAACUGGUUUGCCGGAUUCAGUGUCUACAAUUAGCCGAAUUCACACGCAGCUCCCCAGAUUCAGGUAUUGGUCAGACGCGAUGUGAACACCAAACUGAGCCUUACUGGAUCGGAUAAAUGACUACUGCAGGUGUACACGUGUAGGUAUAUGCCAGACCGGUCGCUAAAACGGGCCACGCGGUAAAUGCGCUGGACCAACAUGGGAGAUGAAUCGGACACUGCCAGCCGUUAUCGGGAGUGCGCACCCAUCACAAAUGCCAAAAUUCGGAGUGCGGUGGUAGGCCUAGUUGCAUGCUCAAACUGCGUCAGUUCGGAUCCCCGCCGUCCCCCAUUGCUGUUGUCGUUGUUGUUGAAAAUCCUGGUCGAGUGUUUGUCGUGGACCAGGGGGUGUGGUGGCACGCCUAAGUGCAGGUUUGGUCAUACUUGCCACCCGCGCCCUACCCCACCUCCAGUGUUCUUGUCACCGGGCCGAGGUGUGGGGAGGAGAAUGUGCAAUAGAUGCUGCGAAAGUCAGCUAUCACUAUAAAAUAAUUCACGCCCAAACCACCGUGCCUGCCCCACCUUGCUGUGUAACACACGGUGGACAUCGUGGAUGACGACGGUCGAACUGUCAUAAGGCACAGCACACAAAUGUACAGCUUUGAUGGAACCAGUGAUGGAGAUCGCAGUUGCAGGCAUAGGCCGCGCCGAUCAAGAUCCCUGUCGCCCCCACCUGCUGUUGUUGGUCAAAAUGCUGGUCAGGUAUUUGUCGUGAACCAGGAGGUGGGGUGGUACGCCCAGGUGUGGGUCUCGCCGUGCCAACCACCUGCGCCCUCUCCCGCUCCCCGUCUUUUUGACACCGGAUCCAGGGGGGAGAGAAGACGAAACUGCAGUAGACGCUGUGCAAGCUAUAAAAGGAAUCAUGCAGAAGUCACAGCGUCCGCUCUCACCCUGCUGUUGAGCACACGGUAGACAUUGUCGGUCACGACGGCCCAAUACGUCAGACAGGAACAGAGUGUUGCAACAAACGUCGGGAGUCAGGUCACUACAAACCUCUGUAAAAUCUUAUUGCCUUAUGGAGCUCUUCCGAACCCUUUACAACAAGCAUUACGUCCACUGUUGUCAGGGAGACGUACCCAUAUCCCCGAAGAGAGUGGUGUCGACCCAUGCAUGAAAUGGCCAACCCUACUUUGCAAAACUGACCACUUAAACGAUAUGAAUUUUCCUAGUUGAUCUUCGAUGCCCUUAUAAAUUCAGAUAUAUUUUACAGAAAACAUGUCCAGAAACAUUCUUUCUUGUACUGCAAAUUAAGUCCUCCUCAAAUUUUAUUUCUGACGAGGGAGUAUCAUCCGGUCAAAAAAAUUGCAGAUUACGGACAAUUUUGAAACCAACCUGCCGCUCACUUGCAUAUAAGGUUCUUAAACUACAGGUUGUAUACUUUGCGUGUAAGGAAAAUCGCGCAUUUCUAUGCGCUAUUGAUAAGAUGUCGUAUAGGAUUCUUAAUGUUUUGCAAUAGAUAUGGACUAUUUUGUCCACUUUAUAAGCAGCAUCAACAAAAGUGCUGGUACAAUGCUGUAUGGCUGGACAAUUCGUGGAAAAUUUUUAAAAUCGAAAGAUACUCUUUCCUUAAGUAUAAAUUCGAAGGACAGGUGAUUUGCUAUCAAAUGGGCGCAAGAAAGAAUAUUUUUGUGCAUGUUUACUGUAAACUGUGCCUGAAUUCAUAAGGGCAUCGAAAAUCAACGGGAAGAAUCCACACAACUUAAGUAGUCGUUUAUGGCGGCUAUAGUCUCUGCAGGUGGCCGGAAAGAUCAUUCAAAAGACGGUUCCCUGUCGCGGCUAAAAUAUCUCGGGAUUCUUCUGCGUGAUAGAUAGUAUUACGGCCAUACUUAAGUCAUCAUUUUAAAUUGAAAACACAUUUCAAAAUUUCGUUAACGUCCUACAAGAUAGCACAUGAAGUAGGAAUGAUCGCGUACUGGUCAUUUGGCUUCCAGAAGCAAACGAGUUCCGUGCAAUCCAGAUCGCCAAUACUGGUCCUCACAGUUCAGGGCGCAGUGGGACGGAUAAACGACCUCGCAGAUUUGUAAGUCAACCUCAGGUUGUACAAUUCACUCAGUAUUGUGCCGGCCGCAUGGGUUCAUUCUCUUGGCUUUUCUGGGCAAUUUGCCUGCCGAGGUUGGAUGGAUAUGCGCCCCUUUGCAGUGCAUAGUCUAAAUGUCCAGUUGGUGCUUUAGUAGCCACUGAUUCCUGGCACGGUAUUUCUCAACCGAAACCUUGCCCGAACAUUUACGACUAGGGACUUUUGACGCACCGUCUCGCUUUUUCGGCUCCUUUCGAUGUCUGUGCAGAAAUUAUAGUCAAAUUACACAUUAACCGCUGUGGAGUGAGACGUUCUGUCUGCGCCUGUCGCAGCAGCAACCUGCAACGCCAGUAAACGCCAAGUGCCAUGCGGGAUUGCUGUCUUUACAGAGUGCAGCCCCGAGAGGCUCGCUCAUGAACGGCUUCUUCUGUGCUCACCAUCCGUGUUCUGACAAUAAUUCAACCACCAACCAUAACUCCGUCAGGCAAUGAACUGACUGGGAGGAUACUGCUUGAUGCAUGAGAGUUUAGGCUAAGGAUGAAGUUUUUGUGUGGAAUUUUGAGUCCGAGCCCGUCGGUGUGAUGACUACUACGGGUUUUCAUCUGUCUGUCCGGUUUGAAAUCUGAAACUGCGACGAACGCCUACUGCGUAUGGAAGAUUUGUCUUGCAGAUCAACUUAAAUCACCCUAUAUUAGGAACACCUUGCAAAUCAAAAGGAAGAAAGUAUAAAAUGUGAUAGUCGGCAGCUGUUUCGAAUGACGUAAAUGGGUACGUGGUAAUGGAUGUAGUGCAGCUGCAGGAAAGGCGACUAUGCGGGAGAGGCUGGCAAGUUGUCAUGGACGCGGGUGACCGAACCCCUAGCAUCGGUGAGGAAAAAAAGACACCAACUCGCAGGUUGCGAGUCAUGUAAUGACGUUUAGCCACACCUUUAAAGUGGAGGAAACCAAAAAUCACGCCACAGGUGACAACGAGUUGAGUCAAGAGCAGCUUAAGUCAUAUUUAUCAUAUUUAUUGAAAGCUACGUAUGCUCACCACCUCGUCUUCCGAUUACUGCUAUGGGAAUUUUCGCAAAUCUAAGUCAUAUUUCUUUGGCCUGCAGGCAACCGACAAGUGCAGGCGAAAAUCGCUCCCAGUGGCAGUAUCAGUGAGAAAAAGUUCUGAGCAGUUAUCACGCCAAUCACUUAACCGGGUGAGGAAAAUGAGAAAGUAGAGACUUGGACUCUGGCGAUCAGGUCGUCAUCGCACCCAGAACGAACAUUGGCGACGAAUACGGUAACUGUCUGGUGCUGUGCCUCAACAGUAUCCCAUAAACUCUGGACUCCUUAGUAACCCGGUGCCAUUAUAUGUCAAUGCCUCUGCUGACGGAUUGGGGCAUGAAUCCAAAACGUCAAGUAAAUAGCAGUCUCGUUCCAGAGAUCGAGCCUAAUUCUACUUACUAGGUGUUGAAUCCAGCUGGUCAACGCUUGGAAUUCUCCACGCCCUCCUCGCAAGUGCUUCCACAUUUGGCCCCUGUUGACAUUUCUCUUCCCCCCCCCCCCUUUUGUAACCCCCUUUCGAGCGUGAUCGGCGUUCUUUUAAUCGACUAGUUUUUGUACCCUGACCUUGAGCUGCGAAUUCGAUUUGCUCGAACAGUAACAAAGGAAUUCUUUUUCUAGGGUAUCCGUUGUUGAGGUUUGUACGUUUUAUAUUUUUACCUUACUUUAUCACUAGUACCGUGUAUACACCGAAAUUUGUUUUGGCCUAUACGAGUAACUCAAUUUACAAAGAAUUCUACACUAAGUGUCCUUCGGUAACCGAGCACGUCUCCUCUCCUCCGUCCUCAUGGGCUUUUGAUAUUGCCGGUCUCCUUUGACAUGACCGACUGCAAAGGCACCUACACAGAUGCGAACCAUAUUGAUGAAAUUUUCAGGCGAUCGACCAAGGCCCCACUUGGAUUGACAACCUUAUUCUUUUACCAUCCGUAUGCUUCCUUAGUUACUGAUUAGGAAAGUUCCUGCCCACCGAAAUGCCUUUCUUCUGAUAAAUGAGUCCAUUCCCUAAGGUUUAGGAAUGCUCCCAGGCAAACAACCGGAUAUUCUGCUGCAAAAGAAAGUAAGUCUGAUUGCCUUUGUGCAUAUGUCUUCAUCACGCUUGAGCAUAUCGGGAACGUAACUCUACGUUUCCGAAGCUACCACUAAUAUCCGCAGUUUUAUUUUGCCUUUUGCAGUAUGAUUUGGUGUUGAAAGCCUGCGUUGAGGACGCCGGCGAAUCCGCAUGUGGAGCCGGAAAUCCCUGCAUGAACGGCGGGGAGUGCACUAAACCCGAUCCCUCAAAAGCCAAGAAGUCUUCCUCGAGUAAGAGAGUUGCGAAUCCCCUUUUUGAGUGCAAGUGUCUGCCCGCCUUCGCAGGAACCCUCUGUGAGAACGAUGUUAACCCCUGCAUCAAAGACGACGGCAUAAAGUUCUGCGCUCCCUUCAGAUGUGCUCGUGCUCCAGAGAAUAUCCACAAGGGUUUUCGGUAAGAUCGGAUAAAUCUAGAUCGGUGUGUGUGUGUGUGUGUGUAUCGUGCCCGCCAAACGGGCCAUGUGUUAGAUGCGUUGGACCAACACGGGGGCCACAUCGGAUUCUGGCAGGCGUUAUCUGUGCGCAAUACCAAAUGCCAACAUCUGAGGGGUGCGUUGGCAGACCCCGUUGGCGGCAGUCGCCGCAUAACUGGGACCACUGCCAUCAUCCCAUUGUUGUGGCGUUCAAAAUCCUGGUCAUUUGUUGUGUGGACCAGGGGGUGUGGAGUGGAGCGCCAAGGUGAGGAGCCGUCCGAGCCAUCCAUCUGCGGCCUCCCUCGUCUCCGGUCUUCUUGACUCUGUCUUGAUACUGGACUCAGGCGGGGGAGGAGGAGAGAGUGUAGGUAGAUGCAGCGUAGACAUAUCGAAUUCUGACAUGCGUUAUCGGAUUUACGUGCUAUAACAAAGGCCAACAUUUUGGGGUGCGGUGACUGACCCGAUUGCCGGCAGACAUCGCGCACAGUGGGACAUCUGAUGCGCCUCCAUUGUUGUUCUUGGUCAAAAACCUGGCCAUUUCCUGUGUGGACCAGGGAGUGUGGAGUGGAACGCCAAGGUUAGGGCUCGACCGUGCCAUCCACCUGCGCCCUUCAACGCCUCCAGCCUUCUUGACUCUGUCUUAACACGGGGUCCAGGUGGGGAAGAAGGAGAUAGUGCGGUAGAUGCUGUGCAAGUCUACUAUCACUCUAAACUAAUUCUCGCACAGUAAACUGUCCUUAUACUCACCCUGCUGUGGAGCACACGGUGGACAUCGUCGGAAAAGACGGUCUAACUGUCGUGUGUGUGUGUGUAUGUGUGUGUGUAUGUUGUGUGUUUGCACGAUCAUCUCGAAAUGCCUCCCUUGGCUUCCGGUCAUUGCGCAUGCGUUAAACUGGCACCAGGGCACAAAAGCAAGACUGUUAGAUUGAAAUAGCUGGAUUUUGUUGCACUAACUGAAGCACGUAUUGCGUGUUCCAGUCAGUCACUCGUGGUGCUGUUCAUUUUUUUUCGCGUGUAAGCACACAUAGUGACCGCUGCGUUGUCGCGAAUUACGCGAUGCGCUGGACAACCUUAUGCGAGAGGCAUAUGAUAACUAUCAGUCAUACCACACAAAAAGCAAUUGCAAGGGAACACACUCUCUAGGGGGUGAUGAUCAAAAAGGUAAAGCAAGGGAGCCGCACGAGUUCAGUGUUAUGGUGAUCCCCCAGGAGCUGUGGCUCCUACGCCAAUCCUAAAAUUAAAAUGAAGGGAGACAGAACCCAGCUGGAAGACUAUAUUUAGGCAGGAGUGGACACACAGGAGCCCAGGAUCGUGAAAGCAACCGCCAGUCACGUCGUCCCGUAAUGGUCGAGUGGCUGGGGUUGCGCAAGGAGUCUUCUCAGGGUCGCGGUAUUCGGUCAUUUCAUGGGCGCUGUAGAAGCACGCCAGCCCAGAUGUGCUUACGGCACCUGCUGUGGGAGUUUGAAGGCACAAGCAGGAGCGGUUACAACUUCAGCCUUCACCAGAGCUUCAUCGACUAUUUACAGUGAUAUUGUCAAUCCCAUCCGAAGUUGUCGCUUCCAGCCGACUGGAAGGGCGCCUAGAAAACUCUUCAAGGUAAAAAGUAGGGGUAUUUGUGAGAUCUCGCGAUCCUGACGAAGUUUGGACGACUUUGGAACUCCAGGAUCGGCGCACCCGAGGAAGUAAUUGAAUGUCAGUUUUGUACCUUGAAGUUAAUGACGGACUGCUGACCUCCGUGGUCAGAAAAGUUACCGAGCCCAAACAAACAUCAGAGGCCAAUGUCUGUGAAUUCCUUCGGUGGGUCGAAACACUUGAAGACAUGCGAGUUGACAAAAAAGCGGAUCAAAUACAGUUCAUUGGCCUCUUUCGGAUGGAAGGAAAACCAUGUAAGAUCGCAGUUGGUAGCCAGACAUAAUACGUUGAUACUGUCGAAGUGGGUACUUGUUAUCAGUAGGUGUGCUUACCUUGUCUAGGGAACUUGUUACCAGUAGGUGUGCUUCUACUGCAUUAGGUAGGUCGCCCGUUUCGGUCAGGCUGUUGGGUUUAGUGAGGGUAAGGGUUAAGCUUAGGUUAAGUUUUAUGAUCAAGGUGUGCGUUUUAGGGUCAGGUUUCAGUGUUAGGGUUAGGGUUUAGGUUCCCGCUAGGGUUAAGGUUAAGGUUAGGGUUCGGGUUAAGGCUAGGAUUGGGGUUAGGCCUAAGGUUAGGGUUCGGGUUAAUUUUUGGGUUAGAGUUAAGGUUAGGGUUAGGGUUGAGGUUAUGUCUAGGGUUAAGAUUAGGGUUAGGGUUAUGGCUAGGUUUUGGGUUAGCGUUGCGUUUUAGGAUUUUGGUUACGUUUCGGUUUCGAGGCUCAGCGUUAGGCUUUUUCGGUUGCUGUCAGGGUUGGAUUUUAGGGUUAAGAUGGGGCUUUAAAUUUCUGCCAUUAUUCAGUCUACUUAAAACUUCCCAACACUUUCCCUGGUAGCUUUACUUUUACCCAGAAUCUCCAGCAUUCCUCUACCAACCCCUUUCAUUUCCCCCAUCCAUAUAACUCCCUUUCCCACCAUUCCCGUACGACAGGGACCUGGCUGUCCGCCUCCCCAUUCCUGGCUACCAACUGCGAUCUAACCGUUUUAUUAUUAGUGAGGAUGCACUGAUUGGCCGUGGGGGUAGGUUCCCGCGGGGUCGGCCUCACCCUCUCUCCCCCUCUCCUAUACACACUUCAGCUAUCCGAGCCUGUCAGCAAGCUAACGAUUGAGUGGGUACAGUCGACCACAAGGCUAUGCAACUUGUCCACGCAUGGUACACACGACCUGAUCCCUAUUACGCACACCAGACUUCCAUAAGAACGUAUCAGAUCUCACAUCAUUAAAGUGUCAUAAAAGAACCGCUGAGAGGCAGUUAUUGAAGCCUGGCUCUCAGUCGGACCCGGUUACCUCCUCAGUUGGCAACAUUUCUAACCAGGGCACACGAUAUUUAGACCCUCAUUGCUGAGAACGUUCACCGUAUGCUCCACAGCAGGGUGACAGCAGGCAUGGUGACUUGCACGUGGAUAAGUUUAGAGUGAUAGUAGGCUUGCGCACUGCAUCUACCCUACUCUCCUCCCUCAUCCGUCUGGGCCCGGUGUCAAGAAGACCGGAGGCGGGAUCAAACGCAGGCUUUCCCAGGACAAGAAUGGGAGGCGACUUGAAUCCAAACUGGCUGGGAGUGCCAUAACAGGUGUCAUUUCGGCCCAACACUCAAUUCUAUGUUGAUCGAUGCUAUCCUGUUUGUUAGCGACCGUCCAAUAUUCCCUCAAGAAGGGCAAUUUAGAUUAUACAACGCACUGCGGACUUUCGAUACUGGCGAAUUCUUAUCACACAGUCGUUUUAUCGAUUUUUUUCUGCCGAAUUCUCAACAUGCCCGAGCAUAUCUCGGGCCAAACAAGUUUGACCGAGAUGUUGUCCCCCCACCCAUCCACUCCCUUGAUAAAAAUUAUCCCAUUCACUGUGACUUUCACACUUCAAAGGCUUUGUGACACCCUCGUAGAUUUCGAAUCACUCUUCAAAUAGACUGACGUUUAUUUUCACUCACUCGAAUGGUUGUCCGGCGCAUACCUAUCAUUACGAUUGCUCUGGUGACUAGGGUGUGCCGAACAGACAUGAAUUCGGAGUUGGUUACUCGAAUAUGGGGCGUGAGUGGACAAGAAGCUUAUCAACAGUCGUUCGAGCUUCCACAGUCUUUACAUAAAAUACACGCUCGGUGGCUUUUAAAGGUGUGAUUUGUCUGGCAGGUGUUCACUACUGUUUGAUCAUUCGCGUAGGCUUAUGCGUGCUUUUCGUCCGGUUUUCUCAAUAUAGGUGCAGCCACCAUUGCUGCUGGAGAAAUAACACGUAAACGUCUAGUUAUUCUCGGGCAUUAGGAAGUCACUUAAUCUGUUCCUUCGGCUCCAUCGUUGAGGUGAUGUGUGCCAGCAGGGUGUUCCCAAGACAAGGAACGGGAUAAGUGAACAACCCUUAUCGAAGUCGCUUACACAGUUGGCCGCGUGCAAACUCAAGCAAGCAGUGUCUAAAGCACUUGGCGUGACCAACCAUAUAUAAUGAGCCGAAAGUCAGUCAAUGAAGUAAGUUGUCGAUCAAUGUCAAUCCUGCACAACGAGCAGGGGUGUGCGGCUACGGAUAUUUUAUUGACUGUAGGUUAGUCAUCCACCUCGUAAUCCGUUCAGCGAGAAGAGCAACGAUGGCAUACGUGGUCCCACCUGAAUAAUGGACGACAGGGACUCUUGUAGUAUGAAAAGGCUAUUUAUAGAAGUUUUGUGGGUGGACCAAAUGGAAGGGAUAAUUAACGGUCCCUGUGGAAAACAUUGAAAAAAUCUCGCAUUUCUGGCAUAUGUUUGUUUUAUUACCCCUAAGAUGUACCGGAACACACCGAGCAAUUCGGAAAAUGCUAAUUAAGAGCGUGUAAACAGACAUGACUAUUGGUUAACGAUGGCCGGAUUUCAAAUGACCGUAUGCAGAGGGCAAGCUUACCCCUAACUUCGACCCCAACCCUCUCCCUAACCCUAAUCUUUAAACUAACCAAUAAAACUGACGUUCCUUAGGCCACCAUGACGUCCCAAGGAGCGAGGCCUGGAAGGCUUCCAACUGAUCAGAUAACUUGGUGCUUGUCAAAACUGAGAGUCUGACUGGAAUGGUUCCUUCCUAAUAUGGCAUCUAGGACACUCUCACGCCAGUGCGAUUCGGGCCUCAUGCAGUGGGGACCAGGACGCACGUGGUACGCGUAGACAGACUGUUUGUAUGUGCCAGCCGCUACGUCCCAGUCCAUCUUCAACCGCCCUCACAUUGUCUUGCCAUCAGAGCCUAGUGGGUGAGAAGGGAGGAGAGUGCAGUGGAUGCUGCCCAAACCUGCUCAACUGUAAACUAACUCGAACUCAAGUCGCCGUAGAGCUCCCACUGAAAUUCGUCGCCUAUAACGGCCUAACUGCCAUUCCUUGGACUAAUUCUUGAGCCACGAAAUCGGUCCAACCCAAUUCUAUCUCCUAGGGACAGAUAGGGACCACAGUUUUAGUUUUCGUCCCACAGCCCUGAGGCAAAAAAAACCACAAAGCACACAGUCACAGUCCAAGCACAUCAAAAAUUAAAAUAGCGUGAAGUGUGGUGUUCACAAGUCAACGAAGACCCUUGAAACGGUUCUUUUCCCUCACUCAUAACCCUCUUUUCCAGCUGUCUGUGUCCUCCCAGGACUCACAGGCCCAGAAACCCCACUGACCCCUCCUGCGUACCGUUACCGGCUUGCGGAAAGGAUGGCCUCUCGAGUGGACCCUGUGAGCACGGUGGUCGAUGUAUUCAGGACACCAGCAACCCCCUGGAGUACCGCUGUCAGUGCCCCAGCGGUUAUUCGGGCAAAAGAUGCGAGAAUCCACCACCGGAGCCCUUCUGGUCUACGUGGUCGGGUUGGAGCAAUUGCAAGUGGCCGAAGCCCGCGGAGGCCUGUCUGGUGCGAGCAUAUCGAGAGAGCACCAGGACCUGCACGGCGGAGGGGCUGGGACAGGUGUGCCAGGGAGCAAGUCGCAGGAUUCGUUACACCGGCUGUGACAUUGAUCUGGUAGGCUGCCUGGUCCUGCUUGUAUGAUGACCUCUUUAUAGAGCAGUCUUUAGAAUGAACGCCCGACCCUGAAUCCCCGGCUUCCUCAGUAGUUCUUUGGGGUACGGCUGACGGCCGAAUGAUACUAGGUCAGAAGUGGCAAUCGCGGUCUCCCUUUUGUCGAUUUAAAGUACUCGCAAGCUAACUGUUUAUCGAUCGAUAGAUUACUAGGAAGAUUGUAAAGCACUAAAUAUAUCAGAAGUUCUUGGCCCCACAUGACCUCAGUCUAUCCAAACAGCGAACAGUAUACUCUAGGUGGAACAUUUUUAAAGAACUUAGACUAUGUUUGCUGUCUUGUGAACACGAGAAAUCUUCAAAUUAAGAAACCCCGCCCACAAAACAAAGUCCAACCAGAUGUUGCGAUCUCACUUGACACGUUGUGGGCAUGUAGCUUGAUGCAAAACAGUUCGACCGUCGUUACCGACGAUGUCCUCUGUGUGCUCUAAAGCACGGGGUGAGGAAGCACGGUGAUUUGUGCUUGAAUUAGUUUAUAGUGGCGGUGGGCUUGCACAGCAUCUACCGCACUCUCUCCUGCCCCGCCUGGGCUUAGUGUCAAGACAGAGAAAAGACCGAAGGCGGGAGAGGUUGCAGGUGGCUGGCACGGCCAUACUUGCAUCUAUGCGUACCACCACACUCCAGAUUAAUGCAUAAAGCAUUAGUGACCAAUUGAAUUUCAGAUGGUAAUCACAUCGAAUUCAAUACACUGACCUACAGUUAGUGACCUAACUCAUGCAAUGGGUCGAAGUUUACGAAUUAUUGCCAAUCACUCGCAAACCGACACCUCUUCAUGAGUUCAAUGUCUAUGUUAAUUAAGUACUAGUUUAAAAGAAUUCAAAACAUAACAGAGAUAUAAAAGGCAGUUUUGCGUUGUUUGGAAAUGCCGACUUAUUUUGAAUAGCGUAAUAUCCCGAAAACGUCAGAAAUGGCUCUAAUUUAAAAAAUGUUUUAAAAUGUAUAGAAUGUAUUCGCAUACCAAAAACUAAUAAAUAUGAAAGUAGACAUAAAAUGACGCCCAGUUAUAGUGUUUUAGUGACGUUUACAUUUAAAUAUCGUUCAAUAAGUAGUGUGAUUUCAUAUAUGACGGUUUGUCAUCUGCCUGCAUUCUGAGUGUAGAUUCCAAAACAGUUUUCGAGUGAUUCAUGUUAUUUUUGAAUCGUUUGAAGUAAAUGAGAUGGGGUUCAACAAGAGAAGCUGGAAUUUGCUUGAUUGCACCAAUGGGGACGUCGUAGGAACAAAUGUUUUCAUAAGGUGACAUGCCAUGAGGCCGGUCGGUGCCUAAUAAAUUUAAAUAGAACUGACAGGCGUGAUCGUAAACAUACCAUUUUGUGUUUAUAGAGAGAACUUUUCUUCCGUUAAAUUAAUUUAUACUUUUCCUUCGUUUUCGUUUACGCUGAGUUUCAGAUCGGCCUCGAAAUAUUGCUGAAUACUUCAUGAUUUUCAGUGUGUUCACGCGAUCGUCCAUAAAGACGAAUUCUGAAUUAUUUGUCUAUUGAGAACUUUAGAAUAAGAUUAUUCUUGAAGGCAUUUACCGAAUUAGUGUGUUCGGACACUCCUUUUCACGAAGACGGUCAUUUGGGUCACCUGUGAAGACUCAUUCAAAUAUCAAACUUCAUUUUCGACAAGAAUGACUGUCCACAACGAAAGUCAGCAACGAAUAUGCCUUCGAACAAUAAGAAAACUUUCCUUGAUAAGUUACCUCUUGAAGAAGUGCUUUAUUACUGCACUCCGUUGACAGAUCUCUGUGUACUUUGCAUUUUUGCACGGUGAGGCCAAGUAAAAAUUUGACACUUUUGGCCGUUUCUUUCACGUUCCUAAGAAAUACUAAUAUUUUUCUGCCGUAUUCGUAAGAACAUGCCUUUCUCUGCACAAUGAGGCGUCCGAAAAUUCUCUCAUCAGUUUCCGUUAUCAGAUUUCAUGAGAUAGGUCAUGUACUGUACGUGGCGGCGCAAAAGGCAGUAAAUCAGUAUAUUGCACUGUAAAUUCCGACUGCUGGAGGGUUUUGCUACGGCUCCUUUAGAGCACUGACGAAGUACGGAAUUCACUUACCAGUGAAGAGAGGGAGAAGCUGCAACAGGCCUUUGCAAUGUGCCCCCUAAGCUUCUCAGGCAGCGGUUCAGAGUACCAUUAUCACUACCUUUUGCUUUCCGACCCCCGAUCUGACCAAAUGAUGCUCGACGACUGGUCAGACGCUGGGCCCGAGGAGGCCACUGUCCUGCUCUUUCCUGAAAGUUUCCGCUCUCUGGACAGGGAGUCGAUGCGAGAAAUUAAUUGGCCCCAAGAAAUGGACCUCCUCUACCUCGGUGCAUGGUUCUAUGGCGCCAUCCUCCUCAUUGGACUGGUCAUUGCCUGGAUCAGUAAACUACGCACCUGGAUCCUACAAGCCAAGGGUGUGUACGAAGACUGA